AUCCCAAAAAAUAUUUUAUAUAUUAUUAUUAUUAAUUAUUACAACAAAUUAAAAUGCAUUGCAUGGCUGUUCGCCAUUUCGCUCCAUCGUCAUCGCUCUCUAUAUUUUCGAGUACUAAUAAUAUUAACAAUCAUUUUUUUGGUAGAGAAAUUUUUACACCAAAAACAUCUAAUAUUACAACAAAAAAAUCAAGAUCAUCAAGACCUAAUUGCAAUCCAAUCCAAUGUAGUUUGGCCAAAAGCCCUAGUAGUGAUACUAGUACAAUUGUUAGAAGAUCAGCCAACUAUGAUCCUCCCAUUUGGUCUUUUGAUUUCAUUCAGUCUCUUCCAUGCAAAUAUAAGGGAGAACCCUAUACAAGUCGAUCGAAUAAGCUAAAAGAAGAAGUGAAAAAGAUGUUAGUUGGAAUGGAAAACUCUUUAGUCCAACUUGAGUUGAUUGAUACAUUACAAAGACUUGGAAUAUCUUAUCAUUUUGAGAAUGAAAUCAUUUCUAUUUUGAAGGAAUAUUUCACUAAUAUUAGUACUAAUAAAAACCCUAAAUAUGAUUUAUAUGCCACUGCUCUCGAAUUUAGGCUUUUACGCGAAUAUGGAUAUGAAGUACCUCAAGAAAUUUUUAAUGAUUUUAAGGACGAGACGGGAAAGUUCAAAGCGAGUAUUAAAAAUGAUGAUAUUAAGGGAGUAUUGGCUUUAUAUGAAGCUUCAUUCUAUGUGAAAAAUGGCGAAAAUAUUUUGGAGGAAGCUAGGGUUUUCACAACAGAAUAUCUCAAAAGAUAUGUAAUGAUGAUUGAUCAAAACAUGAUAUUAAAUGAUAAUAUGGCAAUAUUAGUGAGACAUGCCUUGGAGAUGCCACUUCAUUGGAGGACUAUAAGAGCAGAAGCUAAGUGGUUCAUUGAAGAAUAUGAGAAAACACAAGACAAGAAUGGCACUUUGCUUGAAUUUGCGAAAUUGGAUUUCAACAUGCUUCAAUCAAUAUUUCAAGAAGAUCUAAAACAUGUCUCGAGGUGGUGGGAACAUUCUAAGCUUGGAAAAAAUAAAAUGGUUUAUGCUAGAGAUAGAUUGGUAGAGGCUUUUCUAUGGCAGGUUGGAAUAAGAUUUGAGCCACAAUUCAGCCACUUUAGGAGAAUAUCUGCAAGAAUAUAUGCUCUAAUUACAAUCAUAGAUGACAUAUAUGAUGUGUAUGGAACAUUGGAAGAAUUAGAGCUUUUCACCAAGGCUGUUGAGAGAUGGGAUGCAAAAACCAUAGACGAGUUACCAGAUUAUAUGAAGCUGCCUUUCUUUACUUUAUUUAACACCGUAAAUGAAAUGGCGUAUGAUGUGUUAGAAGAGCAUAAUUUUGUCAGCGUUGAAUACCUCAAGAACUCGUGGGCAGAGUUAUGUAGGUGCUAUUUGGAAGAGGCAAAAUGGUUCUAUAGCGGAUACAAACCAACCUUGAAAAAAUAUAUUGAGAACGCCUCGCUUUCAAUAGGAGGACAAAUUAUUUUUGUAUAUGCUUUUUUCUCUCUUACAAAGUCCAUAACAAACGAGGCCUUAGAGUCCUUGCAAGAGGGUCAUCACGCUGCAUGUCGCCAAGGAUCCUUAAUGUUACGACUUGCAGAUGAUCUUGGAACAUCAUCAGAUGAAUUGAAAAGAGGUGACAUUCCUAAAUCGGUUCAAUGUUACAUGCACGAGACUGGUGUUUCUGAAGAUGAAGCUCGUGAGCACAUCAAAUUUUUGAUAAGUGAAAUAUGGAAGGAGAUGAAUGAUGAAGAUGAAUAUAACUCUAUUUUCUCUAAAGAGUUUGUUCAAGCUUGCAAAAAUCUUGGUAGGAUGUCAUUAUUUAUGUAUCAACAUGGAGAUGGACAUGCUUCUCAAGAUAGCCAUUCAAGGAAACGUAUUUCAGAUUUAAUUAUUAAUCCUAUUCCUUUAUAAAGUUAAGUAAUAAUAAGAAAAUGAUAAUAAAAACUUUAUUGUAGUAAGAUUUUCAUGUAGUGGAAUUGAAGCUUAUUUCAAUAAUCAGUAUAAAUUUUGAGAAUAAAGAAUACCAAAACUAUUAAUAAGUUUUUCUUUUC
Cannabis sativa is the source of this 2047-nucleotide messenger RNA. RefSeq names its product (+)-alpha-pinene synthase, chloroplastic. Gene Ontology annotation, biological process: diterpenoid biosynthetic process. The transcript is spliced from 7 exons. Gene Ontology annotation, molecular function: magnesium ion binding; terpene synthase activity. The record is from RefSeq and is a predicted model, not a curated record. NCBI's taxonomy places the organism in Eukaryota, Viridiplantae, Streptophyta, Magnoliopsida, Rosales, Cannabaceae. The coding region runs from base 54 to 1907 and encodes 617 amino acids.